AUGUCGUACAGAGUCGCCGCCCCCGAUGAAUACCUCGCCAUCACGGGUAUGUCCGUGAAGACGGUCAAGAUCACAAAGGCCGCCUGGGUAUGGCCCUUUCAACGCUGCAUGCGCUUCCGCAUCACUCCCCACGACUAUGCUAUGAGCCUUCAGGCCAUGACCAAGGAGAAGCUUCAAUUUCUCCUGCCCGUCGUUUUCACUGUAGGCCCCGAUGUCAACCAGCGCGGUGCCAACGCCGCUCAUCAAUCGAGCCACCACUCCGAGACCUCUGACCAGCAGCAACACGAUGAGGACGACAGCUACAUUUCCUCCAACCGCCGCGAGGACCGCGGCGACGCUCUCAUGAAGUACGCCAUGCUCCUCGCCGAGUCCGCCGACAAGAAGACUAGCUCCCUCGUCCACCUCGAGAACAUCGUCAAGGGCAUCAUCGAGGGUGAGGUCCGCGUUCUGGUCUCCAGCAUGACCAUGGAAGAGAUCUUCACCGAGCGCGAAGUCUUCAAGCGCCGCAUCUUCCGCAACAUCCAGUCCGAGCUCAGCCAAUUCGGCCUCAAGAUCUACAAUGCAAACGUAAAGGAGCUCAAGGACGCCCCCAACUCAAACUACUUUGAGUCCCUCUCCCGCAAGGCCCACGAGGGCGCCAGCAACCAGGCCAGGAUCGACGUCGCCGAGGCCCAGCUGCGCGGUAACGUCGGCGAGUCCAAGCGCAAGGGCGAGCAGGAGCGCGAGAUUGCAAAGAUCAACGCCGAGACCGCCGUCCAGAAGACGGACCGCGACAUCGAGCGCGCCACCGCCGAGGCCAACCUCGAUACCCGCCAGGCCUCCCUCAGCAAGGACGUCGAGAUCGCCCGCGUCGAGGCCCGCCGCGCCCUCGAGUCCAAGGACGAGGACCUCAAGCGCGAGGUCGAGGUCAAGCGCGCCGCCGCCGAGAUUGAGCGCCUGCGUGCCACCGAGGUCGUAAAGGCCACAAUCGAGCGUGAGGCCCGCCAGCAAAAGGCCGACGCCGAGGCAUACGCCAUUGAGGCCGACGCCAAGGCCAACUUUGAGAAGAGCCAGCGCGAGACCGAGGCAAAGGCCUUCAAGACGCAAAAGGAUGCCGACGCGCACACCUCAGCCGAGUUCAACCGCACCACCAAGACGGCCGACGCCAACGCCUACAAGGCCCGCCAGGACGCCGAGGCGCACCAGUACUCUGCCCAGCUCAACGCCGAGGCCGACCUCGCCAUCAUGCUCAAGAAGGCCGAGGGUAUGGCCGCCAUGGCGGACGCCUACGGCAAGAUGUCGACUGCCUUUGGCGGUCCCGCGGGUCUGCUGCAGUACCUCAUGAUCGAGAAGGGCACCUACGUCCAGCUCGCAAAGGCCAACGCCGAGGCCAUCCGCGGCCUGCAGCCCAAGAUUAGCGUCUGGAACACGGGUAGCCAAGGUUCUGGCGAGGGCGGUGGCAACUCUGGCAUUGAUACCAUGCGCAACGUCUACCAGAUGCUGCCUCCCCUGAUGACGACCAUCAACGAGCAGACUGGCAUCACUCUGCCUGAGUGGCAGUUUGGCAAGAUGAACGCCGGUAUGCAGGCCAUGCAGAGCGAGAACAACGGCAAGAUCAACGGGUCCAAGUAA
Messenger RNA from Colletotrichum abscissum, 1611 nucleotides. Its product is annotated as SPFH domain/Band 7 family protein. NCBI's taxonomy places the organism in Eukaryota, Fungi, Ascomycota, Sordariomycetes, Glomerellales, Glomerellaceae. Gene Ontology annotation, biological process: protein localization to plasma membrane. Gene Ontology annotation, cellular component: plasma membrane. The record is from RefSeq and is a predicted model, not a curated record. The coding region runs from base 1 to 1611 and encodes 536 amino acids. The transcript has a single exon.